GGGUUGAAGGAUAAGUUUGAGAGGUGCACUCGCUCACCACGUUCAGCCUGGUGUGGUUUGGAUUCAGCAUUUUUGUGGGGAAAAAGUAGCGUUACGUCCUGUAAUCCUCAGCUCCCAGCAUGGCAGCGACGUUAGUGCGCUCUAUUGUGAAGAAGAGGGUGCCUCUUCAGGUGGGACGAAUGUGUUACUCAUCCUCUGUGCCCACGACAAAGUUGUUCAUUGAUGGCAAGUUUGUUGAAUCCAAAAGCUCAGAAUGGCUGGACAUCCACAAUCCAGCUACCAACGAGGUAAUAGGCCGAGUACCCAAGGCCACCCAAGAGGAGAUGCUGGCUGCUGUGAACUCAUGCUCACGGGCCUAUCACUCCUGGUCUGAGACCUCCAUUCUGACCCGCCAGCAGAUCUUCCUCCGCUACCAGCAGCUAAUUAAAGACAACAUUAAAGAGCUUGCUAAGUUGAUCACACUCGAGCAAGGUAAAACAUUGGCUGAUGCAGAGGGUGACGUCUUCAGAGGACUGCAGGUGGUAGAACACACCUGCAGCAUCACAUCUCUCAUGCUGGGUGAGACCCUGCCCUCCAUCACCAAAGACAUGGACACCUUUACCUACAGACUGCCUAUCGGUGUCUGUGCUGGCAUCGCUCCCUUCAACUUUCCUGCUAUGAUCCCCUUGUGGAUGUUCCCCAUGGGAAUGGUUUGUGGAAACACCUACCUGAUGAAGCCCUCUGAGCGCGUGCCCGGCUGCACAAUGAUGCUGGCCAAGCUGCUGCAGGACGCUGGGGCUCCAGACGGCACCCUCAACAUCAUACAUGGGCAGCACAGCGCUGUGAACUUCAUUUGUGAUCAUCCAGCUAUAAAGGCCAUCAGCUUUGUGGGCUCCAACCAGGCUGGAGAGUACAUCUACGAGAGAGGCUCCAAGAACGGCAAAAGAGUGCAGUCUAACAUGGGUGCGAAAAACCAUGGCGUGGUGAUGCCAGAUGCGAACAAGGAGAACACACUGAACCAGCUGGUGGGCGCUGCGUUCGGUGCAGCUGGCCAGCGUUGCAUGGCUCUCUCCACAGCCAUCCUCGUUGGAGAGGCCCGAGAAUGGCUGCCUGAACUGGUAGAGCGAGCCAAACACUUGCGUGUCAAUGCAGGUGACCAGCCAGGGGCAGAUGUUGGGCCCCUCAUCACUCCUCAGGCCAAGAAUCGUGUGAACCAGCUCAUCCAGAGUGGAGUGGAUGAAGGCGCCAAAUUGUUGCUGGAUGGCAGGAGUGUAAAAGUCAAGGGUUAUGAAAACGGCAACUUCGUGGGACCCACUGUCCUCGCUAAUGUCACGACCGAUAUGCAGUGCUACAAGGAAGAGAUCUUCGGACCUGUCCUUGUGGUUCUAGAAGCAGACACAUUGGAUGAUGCCAUAAAAAUCAUUAACAAGAACCCAUAUGGCAAUGGAACAGCCAUUUUCACCACCAAUGGAGCUGUAGCCCGUAAAUACACUCAUGAAGUGGAUGUUGGCCAGAUUGGAGUGAAUGUACCAAUCCCCGUCCCCCUGCCCAUGUUCUCCUUCACUGGCUCCAGAGCCUCCUUCAGAGGCGAUACCAACUUCUAUGGCAAGCAAGGUGUACAGUUCUACACACAGAUCAAGACGGUCACUUCACAGUGGAAGGCAGAGGACGCUACGUUGAAAUCUCCAGCUGUGACCAUGCCAACCAUGGGACGUUAAGUCUGAAACAUUUAUACAAAACCGUGAACUCCUCCAAAACCCCCUCGAAUGUUCUAGCUACUGUACAGAUGAUUUUUUUGGGGAUUUUUUUCUUACAGAUAAAGCUGACAUUUUCCACAGCUAAACAGGCCUUAAUGUUUAGUUAGACAGUAAGUUCAUUGUAAAUUGUUCAUUAAAAGAAAAAAAAAAACUUGUAAAUGUAGCCUUACUGUUCUACUAGACUAUUUUGGCUUUGUGACACACUCUUGUACUACAGACUCUAAUUUUCCUUCCCAACAUGCAGCACUUUUUUUCCUUUUUGCUUUUGUUUUUAACAUAAUGUCAACCACUAUUAACAGUAUACCUCCUGUCUUCUGAUAUGCUAAGAUUUUGUACGUUUUCAAACUGUGUACAUCCAGUUUACCAUAUCCAGUAUCAUUCAAACUGUAGCUAGUUAGCUAUAGCUAAAUAAAGCAUUAAUUACAUUGUCAAGUGGUUCAUACAAAUCCAUGUAUGGUUGUAUGUUUCUGUGAAUAUAGUGUCAGCAAAAAGCAAAAGUGCACUAUGCAAGUGACCAGUCCUAUAGCUGCUAUAGUGUAGCAGUUGUAAGCACAAAAAAUAUGUAAAAAAAAAUAUUCCCCCAAUAAAUGAUGAUUUGAUUUGAA
This is a messenger RNA of Astyanax mexicanus (Mexican tetra), 2341 nucleotides long. It is a transcript of the gene aldh6a1, whose product is annotated as aldehyde dehydrogenase 6 family, member A1. The coding region runs from base 120 to 1697 and encodes 525 amino acids. The record is from RefSeq and is a predicted model, not a curated record. Gene Ontology annotation, cellular component: mitochondrion. The transcript is spliced from 12 exons. Gene Ontology annotation, biological process: thymine catabolic process; L-valine catabolic process. Gene Ontology annotation, molecular function: methylmalonate-semialdehyde dehydrogenase (acylating, NAD+) activity; malonate-semialdehyde dehydrogenase (acetylating, [NAD(P)+]) activity. NCBI's taxonomy places the organism in Eukaryota, Metazoa, Chordata, Actinopteri, Characiformes, Acestrorhamphidae.